GCAUUAGACAACUGCACACAAGGAAACCUCAAAAUGGAAAGACAUCUCCUCUUAGCAGUGGCUCUGAUCGGCCUUGUAGGUCUUGCUAGCAGUACUCCUGUCCAGUUUGAUGAUAUGAUUAAGGUGACUACGGUUAUAUAUGGCCUGGCAAACUUCUCCGAUUACGGCUGUCACUGCGGCGUUAACAACCAAGGAAUGCCCGUCGAUGCCAUUGACUGGUGUUGCCACAGCCAGGAUUGCUGUUACAAUAAGGCUGAGAUUAGUGGAUGCAAUCCAGUAACACAGACCUACCGUUUCUAUGUAGAAGAGGAAAAGAAAGUUAAAUGCAUGAAAGCCCAUAAUCGGUGCGAGAAGAUGAUUUGUGAAUGCGAUGAGAAGGCCGCAAACUGUUUCAGGAAGGAGCUAGAAGAUUACAAUAUCUACUUUCGAAAUUUCUCUUCCCUUGGGGCUUGUAGAGGGCCCAGACCCUUCUGUUAGUCGCCCUGUUUCCUUUCCAGACACCUUACAAGUCGCGCAUCGCUUGGUAGUUUCAGUUCUUAGUGUGCUAGUGUGGAUUGGAGCAGAAUUUUAAAUUUGAAACAUUUUGUUAAGUGGGGUCUUAAAAUGGGAAAAAAACUCUUGUAUUUAUAUAUUGCUUCCAAUUAAACCAACACUAAUGUAUUUUUACAGACUGUACAACCCUGGCUUCAAGAUGUCAUUAAAGGGAACGUAUCAUUUAAA
Messenger RNA from Pelobates fuscus (common spadefoot toad), 720 nucleotides. Its product is annotated as phospholipase A2 homolog otoconin-22. The record is from RefSeq and is a predicted model, not a curated record. NCBI's taxonomy places the organism in Eukaryota, Metazoa, Chordata, Amphibia, Anura, Pelobatidae. The transcript is spliced from 4 exons. Bases 34 to 477 code for a protein of 147 amino acids. Gene Ontology annotation, molecular function: phospholipid binding; calcium ion binding. Gene Ontology annotation, biological process: lipid catabolic process; arachidonate secretion; phospholipid metabolic process.